Messenger RNA from Oncorhynchus mykiss (rainbow trout), 2402 nucleotides. It is a transcript of the gene ddx49, whose product is annotated as DEAD-box helicase 49. The record is from RefSeq and is a predicted model, not a curated record. Gene Ontology annotation, molecular function: nucleic acid binding; RNA helicase activity; ATP binding. Gene Ontology annotation, cellular component: cytosol. Lineage: Eukaryota; Metazoa; Chordata; Actinopteri; Salmoniformes; Salmonidae.
CCAUAGGAGGAGCUAAUAUUGACGUCACCAAAAUGCGACAGACGUAAAAUAACACGAGGAUGAUCUUCUGGGAUUUCAGAGGAUAAUUUUGAACACUUUGGCUCACAAAACCAAGUAUAAUAUAUACUUUUCAAUCUGGAAUUUUGGAGAACUGCAAAAUGUCGGAUUUUUCCUCUCUCGGUCUGUCAGAUUGGCUGAUUCAACAAUGUAAACAAAUGGGGAUCAGUAAACCAACUCAAGUCCAGGAAAACUGUAUGCCACCGAUUCUGGAAGGUCGGGAUUGUAUGGGUUGUGCCAAGACUGGCAGUGGAAAGACAGCUGCCUUUGUGCUACCAGUGCUACAGAAAUUAUCUGAGGACCCAUAUGGAAUCUUCUGUUUAGUUCUCACACCUACCAGGGAAUUGGCUUACCAGAUUGCUGAACAGUUUAGAGUCCUGGGAAAACCAAUGGGCUUGCGGGACUGCAUCAUUGUUGGUGGAAUGGAUAUGAUCACACAGGCCUUGGAGCUCUCUAAGAAGCCACACGUCGUUGUAGCCACUCCAGGAAGACUGGCAGACCACAUUCGGAGCUCCGACACAUUCAGCAUCAAGAAGAUCCAGUUUCUGAUCCUUGAUGAGGCCGACCGCCUGCUUGAGCAAGGCUGCACAGACUUCACCAAAGACUUGGAGGUGAUCCUGGCCGCGGUGCCUGUCAAACGCCAGACGCUGCUUUUCAGUGCCACCCUCACAGACACACUACAGGAGCUCAAGGGCAUCGCCAUGAACAAGCCCUUCUUCUGGGAAAGCAAGUCCGAGGUCCGCACGGUAGAGGAGUUGGAUCAAAGGUACAUCCUGACACCAGAGAAAGUGAAAGAUGCCUACCUAGUGCACCUGAUCCAGAAGUUUCAAGAUGAGCACGACGACUGGUCGAUCAUGAUCUUCACCAACACCUGCAAAAAUUGCCAAAUCCUCACAAUGAUGAUGCAGAAAUUCAACUUUCCAACCAUCUCCUUGCAUUCAAUGAUGAAGCAGAAACAACGUUUCGCCAACCUCGCGAAGUUCAAGUCCAGUGUCUUUAAAAUCCUGAUUGCAACUGAUGUGGCUUCCAGAGGUCUAGAUAUUCCAACAGUCCAGGUUGUCAUCAACCACAACACGCCAGGUCUGCCCAAGAUCUACAUUCACAGAGUCGGCCGAACUGCCAGAGCAGGAAGGCAUGGUGUCUCGAUCACACUGGUGACACAGUAUGACAUCCACUUGGUUCAUUCCAUUGAGGGACAGAUCCAGGCCAAACUGAAAGAAUAUCCAGUGGAGGAGAAAGAGGUUCUGAAGAUCCUCACUCAAGUCAACGUGGCCAGACGGGAGUGUGAAAUUAAACUUGAGUCAACGGAUUUUGAUGAGAAAAAGGAGAUCAACAAGAGAAAACAGAUGAUUUUGGAGGGGAAAGAUCCAGACGUGGAGGCAAAGAGAAAGGCUGAACUGGAGAAGAUAAGGAGUGAGAAGAAGUUGUUCAAGGAGAGGAUACAGGAAACAAUUCAGAAGAAACAACAUGGGAUGCAGAAGAAACUGAUGAAGCAAAAACACAUUCAAAAGGAAAAGGCAGUGAAGUCCACAUAAAGCAACACUGUACAUUUAUGAAUUGUUUCAUUGAAAUUUCAUUUCAACAUGUUUUAUCUGUACGUUUCCAAAUAAAUGGCAGUGCAUCAACAUUUUGCUUUCCAAACCUUUGACAGAAGCAAACUUUAUUAAUGUUUUACAAGAAAGGACUCAAGGCGAAAUGUCUGGAAUUAAUUUUCACUGCAACUCCAUGAAUUGCACAUAUUUUCAAAUGCUGGGAAGGAAGGCAGAGAUUACUGUACUAAAAUAUCCUAAAACAUGUCAGGAAUCAAUAGAUAAUGUCGAUCAAACGACUAAGCAUGUUUCAACCACGACUAGCUAUUUGACAGCAUGAUUGUCAUACAAUGUCUUUUGGAUUGACAAAUUCAAAGUCAAGUGAUGACAAACAAAAAUUAAUGGACAUCGGAAGACAAAGCAGGUUGUGAGCUAAAAUUAAUAUUCUCAAUUUGGUGCUAAGCACCCAAACAUUUCUAAAAACUGAUAGACAAGGAUUUCUAAAUACAAAAGUCCCAUGGAUAGUUUAAAGGACAAAUCCACAAAAACUAUUAGUCCACUGUUGAUACAGUCCCAAAAUGUUUUGCAUGUCAUCAUAAUGACGUGGAGGUGACACUGAUUAAGUCCAAUAUCUUAACUUUUGGGGCCAUCACCAGUUGGACUAAUGAAAAAAAUAGUUUGUGGCUUUUCCCUUUAGGGAUUGAUUUAAAACCUAAAAAUAAAACCAUUAUUUCACCACCCUUUGUCAUCAGAUAACUACUUAGGUCAAAUGUUGUCUACAACCCCCCCCCUCCCCACAACACACACACAAAAAAA